This is a messenger RNA of Pleuronectes platessa (European plaice), 545 nucleotides long. It is a transcript of the gene hdac8, whose product is annotated as histone deacetylase 8. The transcript has 4 exons. Gene Ontology annotation, molecular function: histone deacetylase activity. The record is from RefSeq and is a predicted model, not a curated record. NCBI's taxonomy places the organism in Eukaryota, Metazoa, Chordata, Actinopteri, Pleuronectiformes, Pleuronectidae. The coding region runs from base 78 to 545 and encodes 155 amino acids.
CCAGGCUGCCGCUCCAUCGCUGUGUCUUCGUCUUCUCUCGAGUUUCAGGUGAACGCUCGGAUUCGAACUGCUCGUCCAUGAGUCGCAGAGGGGACAUAGAUGAGGACAGCGAUGAGGACAGAGACGAGGACCGCGCCGGGACCCGCUCCGUGGCGUACGUCCACAGUUCCCAGUACAUCGAGACGUGCGACACUUUGUCCAAAGUCCCGCACCGGGCGAGCAUGGUCCAUUCCCUGAUCGAAGCCUACGGGCUGCUGCGACACAUGAGUGUGGUGAAGCCUCGUGUUGCCACCAUAGAGGAAAUGGCCAAGUUCCACACGGACUCGUACCUGGAGCAUCUUCAUAAAAUCAGCCAGGACGGAGACAACGACGACCCCCAGUCAGUCGACUACGGCCUGGGUUAUGACUGUCCCGUGGUAGAGGGGAUCUUUGACUACGCAGCGUCAAUAGGGGGCGCUACACUCACCGCAGCUCAGUGUCUGCUGGACCAAAAGUGUGAGGUGGCCAUCAACUGGGCCGGGGGCUGGCACCACGCGAAGAAGUGA